Molecule: messenger RNA, 639 nt
Organism: Raphanus sativus (radish)
Lineage: Eukaryota; Viridiplantae; Streptophyta; Magnoliopsida; Brassicales; Brassicaceae
Product: gibberellin-regulated protein 13
Exons: 4
Coding region: 129-488 (119 amino acids)
Source: RefSeq, a predicted model, not a curated record
CAACGAUACACGUGUGAUAAGUUUCGUAGUAGUUUGUUAUCACAGCUUCAUGGACUAUAUACAUUAAGCUUAGCUUGCAAAAGAAACCAUCUACUUAAGCUUCAAUACAAUCAUUCCAGUUCUCUAAAAUGGCAACCAAACUUAACCUCAUUGUUUUCUCCAUUGUUAUGUUACACCUUCUUAUGUCUGUCCAAAUGCAUCCAAUACACUCUAAGUCACCUGCUCCACAACCACAUCCACCACAGUCUCAACCGCAUCACAAUAGCUCUCCAAACGGUACCACUGAAGGCAGUCUUCAGCUCCAAGAAUGUGGGCCAAGGUGUGGACAUAGAUGCUCGAAUACACAAUACAAGAAGCCAUGUUUGUUCUUCUGCAAAAAAUGUUGUACCAAGUGCUUGUGUGUUCCUCCAGGUACGUAUGGCAACAAGCAAGUCUGUCCUUGCUACAACAACUGGAAGACUAAGCUUGGUGGACCAAAAUGCCCUUGAUUUCUCCUCUUAGUUUGUUAGUAAUCUAUCUAUACCAUAAUGUUUAGUUUGUUAGUAAUCUAUCCAUACCAUAAUGUUCUAUCUAUGUGUUGGACUCUUUGGUCUAAUCACAUCAAUAUAUCUACUUCAAAAGCUUACGGCUUCUUAAAUA